Messenger RNA from Oryctolagus cuniculus (rabbit), 1626 nucleotides. It is a transcript of the gene CYP2A11, whose product is annotated as cytochrome P450 2A11. Gene Ontology annotation, molecular function: iron ion binding; arachidonate epoxygenase activity; oxidoreductase activity, acting on paired donors, with incorporation or reduction of molecular oxygen, reduced flavin or flavoprotein as one donor, and incorporation of one atom of oxygen. Gene Ontology annotation, biological process: epoxygenase P450 pathway; xenobiotic metabolic process; coumarin metabolic process. The record is from RefSeq and is marked provisional. Gene Ontology annotation, cellular component: cytoplasm; intracellular membrane-bounded organelle. NCBI's taxonomy places the organism in Eukaryota, Metazoa, Chordata, Mammalia, Lagomorpha, Leporidae.
CAUGCUGGCCUCAGGGCUGCUUCUGGCAGCUUUGCUGGCAUGCCUGACCGUGAUGAUCUUGCUGUCCGUCUGGCGGCAGAGGAAGCUCUGGGGGAAGCUGCCCCCUGGGCCCACCCCCUUGCCCUUCAUCGGGAACUAUCUACAGCUGAACACAGAGCAGAUGUACGACUCCCUCAUGAAGAUCAGCGAGCGCUACGGCCCGGUGUUCACCAUCCACCUGGGCCCGCGGCGCAUCGUGGUGCUGUGCGGACAGGAGGCAGUAAAGGAGGCGCUGGUGGACCAGGCUGAGGAUUUCAGCGGGCGUGGCGAGCUGGCCACCUUCGACUGGCUCUUCAAAGGCUACGGCGUGGUGUUCUCCAGCUGGGAGCGCGCCAGGCCGCUGCGGCGCUUCGCCAUCUCCACGCUGCGGGACUUCGGCGUGGGCAAGCGCGGCAUCGAGGAGCGCAUCCAGGAGGAGGCGGGCUUCCUCAUAGAGGCCUUCCGGGACACGCGCGGCGCCUUCAUCGACCCCACCUUCUUCCUGAGCCGCACGGUCUCCAACGUCAUCAGCUCCAUUGUCUUCGGGGACCGCUUUGACUACGAGGACAAGGAGUUCCUGUCGCUGCUGCGGAUGAUGUUGGGAAGUUUCCAGUUCACAGCCACGCCCACGGGGCAGCUCUAUGAGAUGUUCUACUCAGUGAUGAAGCACCUGCCAGGGCCGCAGCAACAGGCGUUCAAGGAGCUGGAGGGGCUGAGAGACUUCAUAGCCAAGAAGGUGGAGCGGAACCAGCGCACGCUGGACCCCAACUCCCCGCGGGACUUCAUCGACUCUUUCCUCAUCCGCAUGCAGGAGGAGAAGAAGGACCCCAAGUCGGAGUUCCACAUGAAGAACCUGGUGAUGACCACGCUCAACCUCUUCUUUGCGGGCACAGAGACCGUCAGCACCACCAUGCGCUAUGGCUUCCUGCUGCUCAUGAAACACCCGGAUGUGGAGGCCAAGGUCCACGAGGAGAUCGACCGAGUGAUUGGCAGGAACCGGCAGCCCAAGUUCGAGGACCGGGCAAAGAUGCCCUACACAGAGGCGGUGAUCCACGAGAUCCAGAGAUUCACAGACAUGAUCCCCAUGGGCCUGGCCCACAGGGUCACCAGGGACACCAAGUUCCGGGACUUCCUCCUCCCCAAGGGCACCGAAGUGUUCCCCAUGCUGGGCUCUGUGCUGAAAGACCCCAAGUUCUUCUCCAAGCCCCGGGAAUUCUACCCCCAGCACUUCCUGGAUGAGAAGGGGCAGUUUAAGAAGAGCGACGCUUUCAUGCCCUUUUCCGUCGGAAAGCGCUACUGUCUCGGAGAAGGCCUGGCCAGAAUGGAGCUCUUCCUCUUCUUCACCACCAUCAUGCAGAACUUCCGCUUCCGCUCUCAGCAGGCGCCCCAGGAUAUCGACGUGUCCCCCAAGCACGUGGGCUUCGCCACGAUCCCGCGAACCUACACCAUGAGCUUCGUGCCGCGCUAGGCAGGGGCGGGGCUAGCAGGAGGGCGGGGCUGCGAGAAGGGGCGGGGCUGCGGGAGGGGCGGGGCGAGGGCCAGGGCCUGGGGGUCGGCCUUGCUGGAGAUGCGCGCACCGCAUUCUAAUAACAGCACACCACAUUCUAA